AUGGCUCAGAGCAGUCCUGUUUCCCAUUUACGUGAAAGCAUUAGAGCUACCAAGAAAGAUGGCUUUGUUAUUGUGAAGAUCUGGUUCCAGAACCGCCGAACCAAGUGGAAGAAGCAGGACGGAAUCACGAACGCCGAGGCGAUCGAGCACAAGAACGCGGCCACCGGGAAGAACAAGAAGAUCGCACCGGCGGCGACGGCCUCGGUCGCCUCCGCUGGCGUCGCGCACUCGGCCGCCGGCGCCACCUCCUCCUCGUCGUCGUCGUCGUCCUCGUCCUCCUCCACAGCCUCGGAGAUGAAUAACAAGGGCGCGACGUCGGACGGGCCGCCGCAUCCUCUGCCUCCUCCCAGCGACGGCGGGAGCGCCCCCACCAGCCCCUCGCAGCUGAGCAACGUGGGCACGAGCGACCUCUCCAGCAGCGACGAGACUUCCCACGGAGGAGGCGGCGAAGGCGGCGGCGGCGGCGGCGGCCAUCUCAUGCGGCUGUCUCCGUUGUCCCACCACCAAGAUGCUGUCGCUGUUACUGCAAGGGACGCCCCAAGGGAUCUCUCCACCUCCACCCCCUCCAUCACCAACUCCGCCUCCACGUCCUUUAGCAGUAACAACACCAACAGUAGCGUCACUCCCAGCAAAGCCGAGGAUCAGCAUCAUGGCCACCACCACGCGUCGAGCACCACGACCUUCGAGGACCACAUAGUCAUCAAGGAGUUCGUCCCCAGCAACCUGGCUGCGGCGGCGGUAAGCUACAAGGGCGUCUCUGCUGCAGUCUCCACUACUCUGAAGUCUGCCACUACCUCCGCCUCCCUCGUGAAGUCCGUCGGCGAUCUCUCCCUCACAAAGACGUCCGUGGCGACCCCGCUGACCAAAACGCUGAGUGUGAGCACCACCGCAUCUCCGCCGCAGGCGCUGGUGCCGAGAGGUUCCCCCCCGCCCCCCAUGUCACACGCCCUUCUGAGCGUCACGGCCACGCCCUCGCCUGCCUCGGCCGCUGUGCAGAGAGCGGACAGAACCCUCGCCCUGGACACUACCAGUCAGAAGGACAUCAAAGCAAUAGAGAACGGCAAAAUGCGUAAUGACAGUGAGGAAGUGUCAUCUUGAUGAAGCUCAUUCCCUCACUGCUUGUGCUUCAGGUGGCUGAGAGUGGCGGUUUUUACUUAAGAAUUCCCCUUUUGGUGUCAUUCACUCUCAUCCAUGCAGCAGCGGGUCCUUGGCAAGGCCACCUUUUUCGAUCCCGCCUCGCGUCUCCUCGGCCGGCGCUCGGGGAGGCCGUGAGGGAGGUGUCGCGCUCAAAGGACCCGAGUGAAGGCUAGAGAGACGAAUUAAUCAUACGCUCAUUCACUCUUCGUGAGGAGAAAUGAGGAACUACCGAAUUAUAUGUGCUUCGAGUAAUUCUGCGAAGCUUCACAACUCACGUUUUCAAGUCAGUUUCAGUGAAUGGCGUCGGUUUGGUAGUGAAUGUUAAGAGAACAUUGGAAAAUGUAUGCCUCUCUGUAUGACCAUGCUCUUCGUCCAUUACACGUGUUCGAGGAGGUGACGGUGACUUUGGAGUAGCAGGAUCAUGACAUAUAUCCCGCUGUUUUUAGUCGAAAUGUUUCUUUUAGAAAGGGAAAUAAUUGUUCUCCUAAGUGCUCAAGCGCAAACACUCCAGGGCACUUGUGUUCAUGUGCAAUUAUUUGUAUUAAAAUUCACGCAAAGUAACGAAUGAAAUAGUUGGUUUCCAGAUUCUUAUUUAUUUAUUAUCAUGACGAUUAUUCAAUGUUAUAUACAAAUCGUCUCUUUUCGUGUAAUUUCAAAUGCAUUCUCUUAUUUGUGUGCCAUAAGACUGAAAAACAACACUGAACAGGCGAGAGAGAGAGAGAGAGAGAGAGAAAGAGAGAGAGAGAGAGAGAGAGAGAGAGAGAGAGAGAGAGAGAGAGAGAGAAGAG
This is a messenger RNA of Penaeus vannamei (Pacific white shrimp), 1925 nucleotides long. RefSeq lists its product as uncharacterized. The record is from RefSeq and is a predicted model, not a curated record. NCBI's taxonomy places the organism in Eukaryota, Metazoa, Arthropoda, Malacostraca, Decapoda, Penaeidae.